Cotesia congregata is the source of this 540-nucleotide messenger RNA. The record is from the annotation of a GenBank genome assembly. Lineage: Eukaryota; Metazoa; Arthropoda; Insecta; Hymenoptera; Braconidae.
AUGAUGAAAAGAGUUGAAAAUGCGUCGAGUUUGACGCGUGAGGGCAAACGAGCGAGUGAAGGAUUGUGGAUCGAGACACACCAGGAGUACACCAAAGUGGAGAACUAUCUUGACCUGUAUUCGUACUAUCAAGAUAAUAUACCGGACCUCCAGUCAGUGGCGUGGCCAUUUGACCCCUCAACAUCGCCACCGGAAGAAGAUCAAUAUUGGCAGCCGCCUCCUGUAAAUCCCUGUUCCAAGCAAUCCAAAAAAGGCGGGAAGCCUAUUACGAACCUGGCUUGCUUAAGCGCUUACAUGGCGGGGUAUCUUUUGAAACAAGGUGCCCAAUGCCCAACUGGAAACACGCAAUACCAUCCGCACUCCCAUCAUGGCAUGGGAGUUUCAGCUCACCCUCAUUCUCACUCGCAUGGGCAUCCAGGGUCUGGACACCCUGGUCUAUCGCCGUUUGCCCUAGCUGGACACGGGCAUCCUCAUGGGCAUUCUCUUGAACAUGGACUUGCUGGAUUUCCUCAUAUCCGAGUUGCAGAUAGGGCAAGGUAG